AUGGAAGGUAAAAAAAAAUCCUUAAACGUUACUAAUAAUCAUAAUUUAAAAGAUUUAAAAAACAAAACAAAUAAAGAUGCACUAUUAAUCACACAAUUGCAAUCUGAAUUGAACAAGUUUAAAGAAUUUAAAGUUGAUGUGGAAAGUAAAAAAUUAAUUCAACAGUCAGAAAUUCAACGACUAACAAUAAAAUGUCAAGAGUAUGAAGAUGUGAUUGAAGAAAAUCAGUUGGAAAUUGAAAAAUUAAAAAAAGAAAUUGAAAUUAUUUCUGAUUUGGAGAAAGAUCGUGAUAAUUAUAAACAAUUGUACGACGAGUUAGAUGUUGAAUUUAAAAGAUUUCAAUGUAAAGCUAAUGAGAAUGAAUUGGAAUUGGAAACAUUACAAUUAGAAGUGAAAAGAUUAAAAGAAAAGUGCGUUGAAUUUUACCAAAAGAUCGAUGAAGAUUCUAAAACACAUGAACUUUUAAAGAAUGAAUUAAAAGUAUUCCAACAUAUUGUCGGUGAACAAGACAAAAUUAUUCGGGGAAAAAAUCAGCAAGAGAAAGGCGCGCAUCCAGCAUAUUGUAACGCAUGUAAUAAAUUCAUAGUGGGUGUUCGAUACAAGUGUGGAAAUUGUGAUGAUUAUGAUAUUUGUUCGAACUGUGAGACAUCGAAUCAUGAUCGAACCCAUGUGUUUAUUAAAAUUAAACAGCCGAUAGAAAAUGACAAAUUCUUUAGAACUUUUUUACUCCCAAAAAUCAAAAUAAUUGAAAAAGAUGAAAAUGAUCAUAAAGUAAUUUGUGAUGUAUGUCAUAAAAGUAUUAAAGGCGUUAGAUACAAGUGUGGGCACUGUAUAAAAUUUGAAAUGUGUGUGAAUUGUGAAUCAUAUCCAUUUAGUUUACACGAUCAAAAUCAUAUAUUUAUAAAAAUCAAAAGACCAUCACUAAUAGAACUGAAAGAGCCUUUACUACCCUUAAACUUUCGACCAAUUGAAAAAAAUCAUUAA
Entrophospora candida is the source of this 984-nucleotide messenger RNA. The record is from the annotation of a GenBank genome assembly. Lineage: Eukaryota; Fungi; Glomeromycota; Glomeromycetes; Entrophosporales; Entrophosporaceae.